Molecule: messenger RNA, 2891 nt
Organism: Lampris incognitus (smalleye Pacific opah)
Lineage: Eukaryota; Metazoa; Chordata; Actinopteri; Lampriformes; Lampridae
Gene: chic2
Product: cysteine-rich hydrophobic domain 2
Exons: 6
Coding region: 209-724 (171 amino acids)
Source: RefSeq, a predicted model, not a curated record
UGUUGAUGUUUUUGCUCCGGAGCCCACAGUGCUGGAGGAUGUGAGCCGUCGUGGCUGGGACGGAUCACUUUCUGUUCGUCUUUGCUGUACUUGUCUCCCUCCCCCCCUCCUUCCCCCGGUCAUCGUUUCUCGAUAAAGUCUCAACCAUUCGUCCGACAUCGUGUCUGUCCCGGCCUCUGUCCCGGGGGGCGCGACGCCGAGCCGUGCGAUGAUGGAGGACUUUGACGAGAUCUACGAGGAGGAAGAGGAGGAGGAGGAGGAGGACGAGGACAGGGCCGCGGAGGAGCAGCUCCUCAAGUACGCUCCGGACCCGGUGGUGGUGCGAGGGUCCGGCCACGUCACUGUGUUUGGACUCAGCAACAGAUUUGAGUCUGAAUUUCCUUCAGCACUCACAGGAAAGGUGGCGCCAGAGGAGUUCAAGGCCAGUAUCAACCGUGUUAACAGCUGCCUGAAAAAGACAUUGCCGGUGAACGUGCGCUGGCUGCUGUGUGGUUGCCUAUGCUGCUGCUGCACAUUGGGCUUUAGCCUGUGGCCUGUCAUCUGCCUCAGCAAGAGGACAAGAAGAUCCAUUGAAAAGCUACUGGAGUGGGAGAACAGCAGACUCUACCACAAGCUGUGUUUGCAUUGGAGACUGAGCAAAAGGAAGUGUGAAACCAACAACAUGAUGGAAUACGUUAUCCUAAUAGAGUUCCUACCCAAGAUCCCCAUCUUCAGACCAGACUAGCCAUACUGCAACUGAGCUGAGAUCUUGUCUGCUGCCAGGGUCUGUCAGUGACCCCUAAUGGUUGUCCUGCUCCCCAAACCAUCCUUCCCCAAGUACAAUACCAAGUCAUGUUUACAGGGUAUCAUCUGUCCUCUUGCCUUCCUCACUAAUCCAGUUCCCGAUCUACCAGUCCCUGUAAUUGUUUACAAACCUAGCAUACCCAUAGCUUUUAUUUUAUUAUUUGGAGUGAACUGACCUUUGAUCCUUGACCUUCUGGAGGAGUUGUGACCCUCAGAUAAUCUCAAGCCAUGUUGAUUCACACUGGCUUGUUAGCUUUCAGGCAAUUUCCAGGCCUGGGCAGCGUGAAGGAACUUGGAACUGGAGAUUGGACAACUGAAUUUGGUUCUAUGUGCUACAACUGGAAUCUUUUCACACUUCUGUUGUACAACCGUAAGGCUCAAUAAGAACGUGAUAAAUCUUUUGAAAUACUUUCAUAUACUAUUUUCUAUCAAGUCACCUGCACCAGUGACUUGAAAAAAUUGAUAAGGUGUUGUGGAUCCUCAUAAAAACGUAGAGGCAUCACUCUGUGGAACUCACAAGGAACUUAAUCAGAAAAUCUGAGGAAACUUGAUUAAUAUCAGCUUCAUAGCAAGUUGAGUAGCCUUUAGGGAACAGCUUAGGCUACCGGCCAAAAUAGCUAAAGUCAAUAUUGUCACUCUUCUUAUGAACUACUGGACUCAUUUCUCUCUCCCCUCUCCAUAUAUCUGCAAGUUUUUGACUGUGCAUCACCCACACCCAGAGACAAUCAAACUCUGACCGUAUUCCCCAUAAGCUGAAUGGACCUCUGUGUUACACCUGUAUCUGGAACAGUGUAUUUUCAGUAUCAUUAUCCAGGUGAUGAGCUGUCUUUUCUGGCUGCCUAACAAUGUUUGCCAGGUGCCAGUGGACUAUUGAAGCAAAAGACUAACCUAUUGAUGAUGCAGAGCAAAAGUUUCGUUUUCCUUUUUUUUUUUAGUAUCUUUAGUUUUGUUUACCUGUUCGUGUGAAAGUGGGGCGAUGGGUGUGUGCAUAAAACGUUCACUGUGUUGGCAUGUGUCUGAGAAUGUAUGUUUGAGAAAAACUGUUGCAAAAAGAGACAAAUCAGACAUGAUACGAUACUCUGAAUCUAAAGCAGGGUGCUAUCGUUGAGUAUUGCUUUACCAUGAACAACUUUGUUACCCUUGUUAUGAUUUACAAGUUGUAUGUGCACAUGUAACAUCUUCGUUCAUGAGACUCAGCCUACAUUUUUGCACAAAAUAUGUUAUUGCUGUUUUCUUUGGCCUCCGAUGUGUCGCGGGUCCCGUGUCAACACAAAAGCACACAAACUUGGUUGUGUCCUUCCAUUCUUGUAUGUCCCCCACUCACGUGUCUGCUGAUCUUGGCUUCUGCUUGUGUUUGGGCAAGGGUGUGUCCCACUGCAGAAAGUACUCGUGAGAUGUGUAAUAACUCAGUCUUAAGAGGUUGGUUUCAUCAGGCUCUACCAGAUCUGCUCCAGGAAGUAGAAAGGUGUUGUAAAGUGCACACUGAAGGGCACCGCUUUUGCUCGAGAGACGCACAGCAUAAGACCCUAGCCGGCUUUUUGCAAUGGGGAAGGGGAACACGGAAGGAGUGAUGUUUCGAUGUUAUGUGAAUUUGGGUAUCUCUGUACACUUUUGGUUGUAAUGUUUUUCAACUGCAGCAACGUAGGUUUGAUCGAUAAUAAAGACACAUGACAUUAUAUUAGUCAUAAGAAUAAGAGAGCCAGCGCGGUUCGGGCCACUCAGCUCUGGUGAUUGUACGAGUCACACUCAGGGUUGAUGAUUAAAAACAACAACACAUGUAGCAUUAGAAAAUUUCACUUUCAGGUAUGUUCAAAUUUACAUGGAGGUAAAAUAUAAAGACGCAGCAUUACUUGAAUAAUUGUAAACAGGAUUAUUUGAAGGAGUUAUUUUUUACCUUGUUUUGAAGCUAGACCUAAAAUACGCCCGGUUGUUAAAGGAAGUCCCUAUUCCACAAUCCCCUUGAUGCUCGAGACAUUAAUUAGGUUUAUUUGUUCAACACCUAGGCCUAUAUUGAUCUUUUUAUCACUAGGUUGCCUUUUGGUUCACGUCAUUUUUCUAUAUCUCUGAUCGGUUGUCGGUUCUCUGUAAAAUAAAGGUGUAAGACCAUA